Molecule: messenger RNA, 1846 nt
Organism: Leptopilina heterotoma
Lineage: Eukaryota; Metazoa; Arthropoda; Insecta; Hymenoptera; Figitidae
Gene: Hyccin
Product: hyccin
Exons: 9
Coding region: 218-1777 (519 amino acids)
Biological process (GO): phosphatidylinositol phosphate biosynthetic process; protein localization to plasma membrane
Cellular component (GO): plasma membrane
Source: RefSeq, a predicted model, not a curated record
ACAUGCGCAUUCCAUUUGACAGAAGUGAGGCGAGGAACAGUCAGCUAUCAGCUGUUGUAUAGAAUCAGUGAUAUUUUAAUUUAUAAAAUAAAACGAAUUAGUUUCCUAUUUAUCAGAUAAAGGGAAAUCGACAUAAAUUCAUGAACUCUCAGGAACAGCAAAUUUAUUUUGCAAUGUAUUAUUGUUGAUUAUUACAUGUGUAAAUAUAUAUUUGAAAAUGACUGAAACUGUCGUUAAUGAAUGGCUCGCCGAUUGUUCUGAUCUUUCUCCAGCCGAAUUACAUAGUUUUGCUAGUACUUUAUCAGAAGAUACUGAAAUUGUUCGUGCAAUUUAUAUUUUAUUGGAGGAACGAACAAAAUACUGCCAGCUCGUCGAUACAGUUUGCAACAAAUUAUUCGACUUUUAUCGUUCUCAAGAAAAGGAACUUGAACGUUUCACUCUCCAGUUUCUGCCUACGUUAAUAUACAUUUAUUUAAAUUCCGUCGCCCAUGGCGAUAUUAAAAACUGUCGAACUGUAGAAACGUUGUUGAUUGGAUUGUACAAUUUGGAAGUUGUCGAUAUGAACGGACAACCAAAAGUCGUAUCGUUUAGAUUACCUUCUCUAGCUAUAAUGUCGAUAUAUCACGAACCCUCGAGUUUGGCAUCGACUUCGCUAACGGAAAGUGCGAUUCGUCGUUUUGAGGAGUGUAACACAAAACUCGUAAGUUGGGGUCCUUUGCAGCAAGUAGAAAUACUGAAUGCCCAAAAUAGAUUAAAAGUAAUGACAGCUCUGCUUUUUAUUUAUAAUCAACAAUUGUCAUUCAUAACGAAACAUUCACUCGAACAAUUGUGUAAGGUUGCGACUACACUUGUGACGCAAGGUUUUUCGAAAAUGGGUCUUCAUCAAAGAUCAUCUUAUAAUAGUGAAACGAGUUUUGUUCCUAGAUUACUACCACGAAUACCAGUGUCGAAUCAAUUUCUUCUGGAAUUUCUACAUUCGAUUUAUUUUGCAAUGUACAACGAUUGUUGGUAUGUCGCGAAUCAAGCUACGGAUGAUAUACACAAUAGAGCGUGUUAUGAAACUUUAACAAAUGUUAUGUUGGUUACAAAUGCUAUUCGCAAUUCAUGUAGUUCUGGGCCACCAGGACAACUGGGAGACAAUUCUUUAGGAAUUGCAGUUGCGAUAUCAUCCUCCUCGACAGGAACACCAAUGUCCAAGUCGAUGAUAACAAACGCAUCAUUCCGCACCAAGAAAUUACCAGAUGAUAUUCCAAUUCAAGUGACGAAAGAGGAGGGGAGCGGGGAAAUUAAAAGCAAUUUAAAAUCAAUAACCGAAGAUCAAGAAGUCACGGAACCCAAUCGUGCUGGAUCGAUUCGUCAAUCGAAAGACACAACAAAAGUUGUUUCAAAAAUAUCAAAUUUCUCUGGUCUUGGGAAAAAGCCAAAGGAAAAGGAUGGAAAAGGGCCUAAAAAUGUGAUUGCCAAUGAGAAGGAGAAGAAAUUAAGUUCACAGGGUUUAUUAAAGGAUAACGCGAAGGGUAGUCGUUCAAUAUUAAAUAACGAACAGGAUGAAAUGGACGCAAUUGUUAAUGGAACAAGAAAGAAAAUGAUAAUUGGCGAAAAUAAUUUAACCGGUGCUGAUGCAAAUACAAGUUUAAUUGAAAGCGAGAGAUUAGCGGCAAGUAAUGAAGGUGCGAAAGGUGCUGAGGGUAUUAAUUUAGAUUCUUCUGUUAGUAUAACGAGAACGUAUAAUGACACAGAGUCAGGAGCAUUAUCCAUGCAAGUUAGUACAGUGUAAAAAUUUAUUUAUUCUUUUCUUCCUUUUUUUUACAUUAUAUAUAUUAUAAAUAUAUUUCUCACAUAUGGA